UCACUUUGUUCCUGGCUGCGCCUGCGUGGGCACAAUUCAUGAUGUCGUCUCGACUCUUGAAUGCCAAACUGUAGCCUCAAAGUCGUCCAACUCACCAACAACCAAGGGUGGCCUUGUGAUAGUCGAUCAUCCAGAUUGAAGACCCAAACCAUCGCCCACUAUGGGCGUCCUACACCUGGAUAAGAAGCAGGACACACAAAUUUCGCGCUCUGAGGUGUUUAUUUCGCGUCCAUGUGCAUCAAAGGAAAUAUUGGUCAUCCGUAUGCGCUCAUCCUUUUUGUUAUUCCUACUCUAUGUUCUUAUGUUGUACGUUAAAACGCACAACCAUUACCUACCAGACGACCGUGAGAAGCGAAGGACGCGCAUACACCUUUCGAGAAGUGUAUGGGCGCAGAUGGGGGAAACCUCUUGUGUCUUAUUCGUUUCUUAUUUUCAUGCAACAAACCACAUCUACAGUGUCGCACUGGCGUACAUCACUAACGGGGUGCAAUGCCCAUUACCCCUUAUCUCAAUAAACCUCUAGUAUGACCAUGCCAAAAUCAUAGCAGAGAAUUUUACUUGCGACAGAUCAACUAUGAUUCUGCAGGCGCGUACACAGAUCUCGUCCAUCCCCAGAUUACCAUAACUACUCGCAGGCCUAUCUAAUACCUACUUCGGCUUGAAAUCAACGACCAAUCUAGUAAUGAUGACUUACUUUCUGGAGGAUUUGUAUACAUUAGUAGCAAUGUGUUUGCAAUUCCUAGAAUAUAAUUACAGUAGUACCUAAGAAACGUUUGCUC
Molecule: messenger RNA, 779 nt
Organism: Truncatella angustata
Lineage: Eukaryota; Fungi; Ascomycota; Sordariomycetes; Amphisphaeriales; Sporocadaceae
Exons: 1
Coding region: 161-523 (120 amino acids)
Source: RefSeq, a predicted model, not a curated record